Molecule: messenger RNA, 5668 nt
Organism: Amoebophrya sp. A25
Lineage: Eukaryota; Dinophyceae; Syndiniales; Amoebophryaceae
Source: the annotation of a GenBank genome assembly
CUGUUGCUCCUAUUCCAGGAAAUAUCGGUCGCCUCGGUUUCUCGACUCGGUUUCCGUUUCUUGAUCUUGUGGCCUCGUCUCUAAUGAAUUGUACACAGCACCACUCCAUUUGCUGCAGAGCGAUGAGAAUUUCUACCAAGUCGUUCGUCCGUCAUCUUCGACUUCAACUGGUAGCCCCAAGAAUUAUAUCUUGCCCCAACACACUACUUCUGUUUGUUCUUUAGCACCAUUCAGUUCUUGCUUUGAAGUUUUUUUUGUACAAUAAAUCCCAAUCAAUACGAUUUAGUUUUCCGUAAUAUGAAUGUGAAUUUGUUGAUGGGUUUGGUAUAUUAAUUGGUUUCUUCUACACAAAUAUGCUAACAAACACCUUUUUGAGAGUAGUUUGGAAAAAUGCGGUUCAAAGGAAGCUCAAGAGCCGAUGCGGCCGACGCCAAGAUUGUUGUGGCCGUUUCUAGUCUGUUGAAUCUGACGGACAGCGAGAAGGAGAAGGUUCAAGAGAUCAGACACACACUAGACAAGAACAUCCCGUCAUCAUGGAUGGACCACGACCUCGUCCGGUUUCUUCGGACCGCGAAGAAGCAAAACGUCAAUGCUGCAAUAACGUUGAUUGAAAAACAUUUGGCAUGGAAGGAGGACACGGCUGCUAAGUUACGUGAAGUCGAUCUCUGCGAACAAGAACUUGGUGUUGAUGAAGACACCAAUACUACCAGCAGUAGAACUGCUUCUACUGGUGCUGCUGCUACUAGAACUAGUGUGCUGGGUGCCGUACUACCCGAUGUGGUUGAUUCGCCAGUUGAUGCCGCAAUAGCACGCGUGUUAGCGUUGAGGCAUGAAAGGCUACAACAAGUAGUCGCAUCUUCAGGUGGACGAGCAGGUGCAGAUGCAUCUUCAAGUGGAACUACUAAUACUAUUGCAGGUACAGAAAACGGAACUUCUACAACAGCAAUUAUAGUUAAGGCUACCCCUAAUCCAUCUCUAUAGGAAUCCCUCAACAAUAUGCACCCCCAUACAAGGGGAAUACUGUGGCAUAUUGUUGAGGGAUUGCCACAGGGAUGAAUUAGCGAGAGCUCUAAUAUAGAAGAAAAGCAUCCGAAUCAGCGUCAAUCUUCCAUAGAAAAUAGCGGCAACAGUAGAAGUAGUACGAGCAUCACCACCGAUAACAUUUUUACCAAGCCUCUUUCCAACGAUCUUCAGAAAGACAUUAGCAAGCAGGAAAACAACAACAACAACAAGCCAGCCACUUCAUCUACUACGCCGUCCCGAGUUGCGCAACCCAGCACCUUCAUCAAUAAGGCGCUGGUGAAGCUGAGGAAAGAGGCCGCCAAACAUGUACCGUCUAAAACAAGCAGCAAAGGUGGACUGAAUAAACGUAACAAAAGUGCGGGUGCUACUCUAGGAGGAGGUGAAUCCUCAGAUCGUGCAGGAGACGAUGAAGCUGAUCUUGAAGGAACCCGAACAUCAAAAAGUACUAGUGGUGGUAGAGCUCGAACUUUUCUUUCCCAGGGAGCAAAUUUCCGAGGACCACGAUCCCAGAGGAGUUACAUGAGCGACGACGAAAUAGCGGCAUAUAGUACAACCAAUAGAAUCAACCAAAAUAAAGAUAUGGCGAUGGCUACUGGUACGUCUACUAUUGAUGUAACUACUAGUAGUACAACAACAACUGCAAGUACUAGAAAAAAUUUACGUGGGUUCGGAAGCCAGAAUUUCAGUUUCACGAAGUCUCUGAAGGCGACUAGAGAAAAAUUCCGAGAGGGCUUAGCAGCACGUCGUCGUGCAGGAGGAGGCCGCAGGAGCACUUCAUCUCCAGGACCAGCUGAAGCAACAGGCAGAGGCUCGCGGUCGUCACAACCCAGGAGCUUUCAAACUCUAGUGCCGAGUCAUUUACCAAGUGGGGCUGGGGCGGUACUAGAAGAUUCCUUAUCGUUACAUACAUCGAGUUCGAGGCCCUCAAGCUCAACAUUGAAAGCGGCGAGAAAACGUAUGGGAGAAAUAAGCAUGCGGAGACUUAGGCUGCCUAGAAGAGGACGCGCAGGCACGGCUAGUGGCGAAGUUGUAACCACAACGACCACUGUGAGUACAACCACAAGCGCUGAACAAGGUGGCGAAGGGAACAAUAGAACUAUCGGCGAUUCAAGAAGCAGCAAACUACGAGAUAGAGCGUCACGCGUGAAAGCCCUAGCGCGAGCAACAACAGGAGCCUUAGCGCGCAGGGUGCCGUUACACCGGUUACGUCGAAGGGGAAGAACGAACAAAGCACAAACAGGCUCCUCCUCUUCGGCCAGCGGCACAGACAACGAGAAUGAGCAACCGUCCCAGAGUGGUGUUGAACAAAGAGCCACAGCGCCCCCAUUUGCGGGAGUGAUGCUUUCAUCCGGAGCUCUUUUUUCUACAUCUAAGGAAAUAGAUUAUAUAUUGAGGGCUUAACAUAAGUAUUUGUUUCACUACAUCUAAGGAAAUGAAUUAUAUUUAUAAUAUAAAUAUAUUGAAGGCUUAACAUAAGUAUUUCAUUUCCACGACUCUUUUCUCGCAGGAGUUUCCUUCUUGGGAUUCUGAAGAAAUGAAGGGAAGAAAUGAAAUGUUUUGAGCGCUAAUAAAGCAAAAAGUCCAACCUCCACAGCGAAUGGACAACUUCUCGACAUGAGCAGCAAGGACCGCUCUUUCAGUAAGGAAACUCUUUACACUGCGUAUUCCCGACCAGCUGAUAUUGGUAAGGAUGAUGAUAAUGAAAAUGGAGGACGGGACAACGCGCAAUCUUCUAGUAGUUGGGAGGACCGGGAGCAGGUGAUGGAACUGGAAGUGGCCGAUGAGGAUGACAAGGAUACAAGUACAACCAAUGGAGGACCAGUAGCUAAGACUGUGAAGCAUCAAGACCAAAAGGUAAGUACUUCUAGGAACAACGGACCUGGCACUACAGUGAGCAGUGCUGCAACUACGAGCGCUGGGGAAAGUCAGAUGAUAACUAGUACUCCAGCAACCUCCUCUUCUUCGUCAUCAAAAGAGAUCAACAGCACGAUGUUGCAGGAAGGCCAACAGGAUCAACCACAACCACAGUUGGUUUCAAACGUUAUGAAGAAGCUGCAAGUACAAGAUCAACAGCAUCUUGAUCAAGGGGAUCUACUCGUUGCAGGAGCAGGACUAAAAAACCACGAGCAGCUUCUUGGCACCCUCCUGCUUGCGAAUUCGAAGCUGGGUAAGAGCUCAAUUCAAAAAGUGCAGAUCACUUACCUCGAACAAGUCGAACACGAAAUUCGAAAAUGGUAUCCGCAGGGCUGGGCCGGGAGGGAUAGAAGCGGGAGACCCGUUUACAUCGAACGGAUUGGUUCAGUCAACGUCGCGGAAUUGACGAAAGUGUUUGAUCCUAUUACGUACGAAUUAAUCCUCAUCCGGCAGCAAGAACACACCCGCACUUUGAAGUAUCUAGCCGCGAGUUGGAAGAACGUGAGGGAGACGAGACAACGAAUUUUCGGCGAGAACUACUAUGCGGUUGGAGCUGCGGGAGGAGCACUAGGUGGACCAUCUUCGUCUUCCAACAUGAUUCCUAAGAUGCAGGCGAGCUCCAACAACAACAACAUCAUAUCAUCGGCAGAACAUCUUCCGCUUUCUCCUGCUGGGAACAGCUUCAAAUCGCCGAUGCAGGACAGUCGCUCUCUGCUUCAACAAAGCAACGAAGAAGAGGUAGAUGAUGAUAAUCAACAACUCCAAGAACCAGAAGAAAAUCUAAAUGAUAAAGGUCCCCGUAUGGAACAAGAAGAGGAAGCUCGUAAUCAAGGCCUUUCAGCUGUCUUAGAACCGACAGCUGCGCCACAACGUUCCACGAGGGAACCGCAUUUGGUGCAUGAUAGCAUUAUCGUGAUGGACCUGAGAGGCGGAGACAUACGUGUGUGCUACUCGAAAGUGGUGUCUGAUAUGUUCACCCUUUUCUCCAAGGUCAACAUCGCGAACUACCCAGAAGCGACGUCCCAAAUCCUCGCCAUCGGGGCGCCACCGGGAUUCAAAUACAGUACUGCAAUCGUUCAAAUACAUGUUAGCUACUACCAGUACCAUGCAUCCAAAUAGAUACAGGCGAAGUACAACAACUACUAUGCAAAUACAGUUCCAAUAAUAUUCUGCCCUCUAUCUCUCUGAUCUGUCUUCCAAUUGAUUCAACAGUUGCCCUCGAGUCUUUGAAUCUGAAACACAAGAUUUCGAUCUUCCAUUCAAAACAAAAACAGUGUGGGCUUUAGCGCGCAAUUUGUGCGAUUCAAGUUUCGGCUCAAAAAUGGAGGUUUUAAAGAGUCCGAGUGAUCUCUUUCGCUACAUCGAACCGAGUCAACUGCCCUCCUUUGUUUUAUGAGGACAUUAUGUGUUCGUGUAAGUGCAUUAUCAUUAUGUUAGUGUUGUACUAUGAAUGGUUCCGGUAUUUGGUAACCUGAUUUUGAUCAUAAGGGAAAGGGAAACAAGAAGAGAAUCCUUGUGAUCCAGAUCAGGUUACCAAAUACCGGAUCCAUUCAGACUAAGUGUUUUGUUAGUGUACUAAGAAGUGUUUCUGUUUUUGUAAAUAUUAACUAACGACGACCACCAGUUGCUCCAGCCGAAUUGAAUUCAUCCCAAGAAUUGUUGGCAGUUCUUGAGUACAGAUGAACAAGGCACUGACUCAUCAAAAUAGGACCUCUUCUAACUCUUGGUGGAACUUUUUCUGAUGACGCUUCCUGCGACGACUACCAUCCGCAUCAUCCCUGGAACGAUUUGGAGUUCUUGCACGAAGUCAAAACGAAAGGUCCUCGAAAAGUCUGGAUGGAUCUCCAGAAGGAAGCCAAAGAGCUGUGGCGUAGAAUAGAGGAGGACGAGCAUCGUGUUGUUGGCCUUUCUACUACUGCUCCAUGAUAAGCAUAAUGAUAAUCCAUGAUUGAUCAGCUUGAUUUGUAAUCAUGAUAACCUUGAUAUAAAAUCCGUGAUCAACUUCAUUUAAUCUGAAAAGCCAUAUCGUGCUGCCGAAUUGCAGGAGGCAACAAAGUAGAUGUAGUUUCGAUUUCGUUCGUCGUGGAGGUGGAAGAAUGAAACAUUGUAGUUCGAUUCAUACAGUGAACAGGCCAACGCCCUAAACCACUAAACCAACAGCGCAGUUGGUUCAGCGGUUUAGGCGUUGGCCCAUUAUCGCGUUCGUUGGAUGUUGGAGAUGCCCUUGAUCUAGACGUUGACUCUUCGUCUUCGUUUUCCUAUCUGUUGCUCCUCUUCCAUAGCAUUAUCAAUCGCAUCAUGAAGAAUUGUCAGUCCCCUCCCUCAGGGACAGUAGACACUACCUUUACUUGUUAAAGUGUGUACUGGAAUGCGCAGCACCAGCGUCGAUCAACCACAGGGAGAAAGUCAUUCCUUCUCCUAGACUGCAACACAAUGUAACCUGAACUAACGUAAAUGCAAUCUGAAUGCACGCAGGGUUCUCGCUUGUCAAAGUCUUUGACGCGUUGGAGUGAGAGCAAACCCUUUUCGCACUUGUAACAAUGAUUUUUUAAACUAUCAUAGCUUUCCUUAUUUCCAUUCGGAAAGAUUAUGAACAGAAGCAGAACUUUCACUUUUGGUCCAGUUCUUGUUACAUGUAUUUUCCAUUCAGUAAUUCUUCACAUAAAAACUCAUAACCAUAGUCAUUUUUUACCCUGAAAAACAAGUGUUUCCUUUUCCUGGUGACUUUUAC